AUGGACAUCGGCGCGGAUAGGGAGAAGCCGGCGGCGGGGUGGGAGUGGAGGACGCCGGCGUCGAUGGUGCUGGUGCAGCUGUUCAUCACGGGGAUGAUCCUGCUCUCCAAGCUGUCCAUCAGCGGCGGCAUCUUCAUCUUCGCGCUCCUGGCCUACCGCAGGCUCUUCGGCGCCGCCGUCAUCCUCCCCUUGGCGCUCAUCUACGAAAGGGGCAAGUGGAAGGAGAUGGGCUGGCACGCCACGGGAUGGAUCUUCCUCAACGCCUUUAUUGGGUACGCAGUGCCGAUGAGCUUCUACUGCUAUGGCCUCAGUGACACAACACCAUCUUACGCCGUCAUCUUUAUGAACCUAAUUCCGCUGGCCACCUUCAUCCUGUCGCUCGUCUUCAGAAUGGAGACAUUGCGAAUCUGGAGUGUGGUCGGAUCACUGAAGAUUGCAGCCAUUCUGUUCUCUGUUGGAGGCACAAUGCUCAUCAGCCUUUACAAGGGCAAGGUGUUGCAUCUCUGGGAUCCCAUCCUGAAGAUCCACCCCAAGGAACAAACAGCUGAGGGUGCAGGCAAUCAACUAAGAGGGACAAUAUUCUUGGUAGGCAGCAGCUUCGCACAUGCUUGCUGGUACCUGAUCCAGUCAAAGGUUCUCAAGGUAUAUCCAUACAAGUAUUGCUCAUCCAUGGUGACAUGCUUGGUUGGAGGAUUCGAAACAGCACUAGUUGGAAUAAUAUUGAAUACAGACAAGAACGCAUGGAAGCUAGGAUGGAAUCUCGACCUUGUGACUAUCUUGUACUCGGGGGCACUUGCAACAGCAGGGAAAUAUUGCCUGAACUCAUGGGCUGUUGCCAAGCGAGGCCCAACAUAUCCUCCGAUGUUCAACCCAUUGUCUGUGGUAUUCACAAUUUUGCUGGACUCCAUCAUCAUAGGCAAUGAAAUUACAGUUGGAAGCCUGCUCGGUACAACAAUGGUGCUUGUCGGGCUUUACACUUUCCUAUGGGCAAAAUCAAAAGAAGUACGUGACAAAUAG
This is a messenger RNA of Triticum urartu, 1017 nucleotides long. Its product is annotated as WAT1-related protein At5g64700-like. The record is from RefSeq and is a predicted model, not a curated record. Gene Ontology annotation, cellular component: membrane. Gene Ontology annotation, molecular function: transmembrane transporter activity. Lineage: Eukaryota; Viridiplantae; Streptophyta; Magnoliopsida; Poales; Poaceae.